AUAUACAUACAUAUACACACAUAUAAAAUUAUUAACAUAAACAAAUUACUAAUAUAAAUACAUUUAAAAAUAUGUUACUUUUUAGAUACAAAAGUGGCUAUAAGUCUUAUGUUACUUCCACAUUUAAUUCCGCCAAAAGGCCUGAAGAAAUAUAAAGGCAAAUGUUAUAAACCCUCAAUAGCUAACGCCAAAGAAAGCCUGAUAAAACAUGCAAACAUUCCUGGAGACAUGAUUCUAAUCAGACAAGAAGCAAGAAAACGUGCUGAAAUGUUAAAUUUGACGUUACAACCGUAUAUAGUCAUUUUAGGUUCUCUUGACGAAGUAAAAGAGACAUACAUUCAAGUGGACGACAUUUUAUAUAAAGCAAAUAGUACUUUAGAGGCAAUUGAUGUAUGCUUCAAAAUAUACCAUGUUUUUCAAGUAAGCUACCCUAUAAUGAGCGAAUACCUUUGGAUGCUAAUCCAAAAAGGUAUUUAUCACUUUACUACUAAGUGGGAUUUUAUAAUUCCUAAUAUAGAGUAUAUAUUAAGUAAAGUAACAAAGUGUUUUGAAAAAGCUAUUAACUCUAAAAGUACUAAUGUUUAAAACGUAUUUUUAAAUUUUUAUUAUUAAAAUUAGAUUUUUUGUAAAACUUUUAAUCUAUAAGUUUAAGCUAUUAUAAGUAAAAAAUUUUCUCGUUUUGUAUAAGUAUAUUUACUAGUUAUAUGGUAGUCUAAUUUUUUACAAUGAUUCUUUGUUUUUUUUGUGAACACACAUUUUCAUCGACAGAUACUUUAAUGUUACAUAUAAAACUGAGACACAAGUUGCUUAUGAAUUCUACAGUGAAAUGUAAUUUCGAAGAUUGCAUAGGUAGUUUUAACAAUAUUUAUUCAUUGCGGAAACAUGUUUUAAAUACGCAUUGUAAAAUAUUAUCUCAACAGAAUGCUUGUGUAAAGCAAAAUGAAACAUUAACAAAUAAUGGAACAUUAAAAACUAAUGUUGAAACUUUUCAAAAUAAUGUACCAAAAUGCAAUGUUAAAAAUAAUUUGCAAUUUUUUAGUACUGAAAUGUUAUUUGAUGUGAUUGAUAAUACUGACGAAAUUAAUACUGAAUUUUUCAAAAAUAUAGUAUCCGAAUAUUCUGUUCGGUUUGUAACAAAAUUGUAUGCUACUGGAAAUUUAAAUAGAAAAUGUAUUCAUGAAAUAAUAAAAAAUAUAGAAAU
This is a messenger RNA of Solenopsis invicta (red fire ant), 1201 nucleotides long. RefSeq lists its product as uncharacterized. The transcript has 2 exons. Lineage: Eukaryota; Metazoa; Arthropoda; Insecta; Hymenoptera; Formicidae. The coding region runs from base 109 to 585 and encodes 158 amino acids. The record is from RefSeq and is a predicted model, not a curated record.